This is a messenger RNA of Pieris napi, 2513 nucleotides long. Its product is annotated as sperm-associated antigen 6-like. Gene Ontology annotation, biological process: cilium movement. The coding region runs from base 212 to 1813 and encodes 533 amino acids. Gene Ontology annotation, cellular component: microtubule cytoskeleton. The record is from RefSeq and is a predicted model, not a curated record. Gene Ontology annotation, molecular function: microtubule binding. The transcript has 14 exons. NCBI's taxonomy places the organism in Eukaryota, Metazoa, Arthropoda, Insecta, Lepidoptera, Pieridae.
UGUAACACGAGAAUUUUAUAUACAUAUUAGAUUUAUAUACUAUGUCGUUAGCGUACCCAUCAUUACAUCAUUCGUCAGUGACUUUUAUAAAGUCAGUGUCAUGCCACUACAAUAAACCUAUUUAUAUAGUUAUGUCAAAAAUAAAAUUCAAUAAAGCCUAUAAUUUAGAAAUUUUGUACUAUAUACAAAAGUAAUUGAGGUUGAUAUAAAGAUGAGUCACUCCAUGAGCAGUCCUCGAAAUAUCCAACUUGUAUUCGAGACGUAUCAAAAAGCAAGAUUAGUAUUCGUGCAAACUAUGGCGGAAUUGGCUACGCGAUCAACCAAUGUAAAAUGCCUGGAGAGUGCAGGAGUUUUAGAGUUGCUUCGUCCCCUAUUGUCUGAUGCAUGCAGUACAGUACGGCAAUGUGCUGUGGUGGCGGCGGCAAGACUUGCUGAACACGAUGAAGCUGUAGCCAGGCAGCUGCUUAGCGGAGGCAUGGUCACCUCAACGCUCGAGAAUCUUAACAAGUACAAUGUAUAUUAUAAGCGAUCAGCGUUGUAUUUAUUGCGAGCGGUGGCCAAACACAAUGAAGAACUGGCUUCAGCAAUAGUUCGUCUGGGCGCAUUAGAGCACAUUGUAUCAUGUCUUGAGGAUUUUGAUACUCAGGUAAAGGAGAACGCAGCGUGGGCUCUCGGCUAUAUUGGAAAGCACAGCGAGCACCUAGCCGGAUUAGUAGUCGAUGCGGGAACUCUGCCAUUGCUUGUGCUAGCUUUUCAGGAACCAGAAAUGAGCUUAAAACAGAUAGCGGCUGGUGCGCUCGUAGAUUUAGCUCAACACAAACCUGAGGCAGUUGUCGACGCUGGUGCCAUUCCACAUUUGGUACGUGGAUUAGAGAAUCAAGAUCCAAAAUUAAAGCGUAGUACAUUGUGUGCUCUGGGUGCCGUGGCCAGUGCGAGAGCUGAGCUAGCCGAGGCAACAGUGGCCGGUGGGGCUUUGCCCCCUGCCCUAUUACACACGGGACACGACUCGGCCCCAGUGCGAAGAGCUGCGGCUUGCCUACUUCGAGACAUAGUCAAACACUCUGUUGAUUUGGCCCAGCUCGUAGUCAACACUGGAGGCUGUGGACCGUUAGUUGAACUGAUGUUCGAAAACACAGGCGGAGCGCGUAUUCCUGCUUGUAUGGCCCUCGGCUAUAUAGCAGGACAAUCUGAUCAAUUAGCUAUGGCGGUCAUUGAAUCAAAGGCAGUAGUGGUCUCAGUUGAAAUACUACAAAAAAGUGAUGCAGAUGAUGCAGAGUUGUGUGCAGCAGCUUGGACUUUGGGGCAUAUAUCAAAGCAUUCUCCACAACAUAGCCUUGCAGUUGCUGUAGCUAAUGCAUUUCCAAUUUUACUUCAGUUGUACACAAGUCCUAAGUCAUCUGCAGAAGUGAAAGCCCGGGCCUGUUGUGCAUUAAAGCAGGCCUUGCAGUGCUGUUUACACAGACCAGCCUUAGAACCCCUCUUACAUUCUGCACCAGCAUGCAUACUAAAAUAUGUUUUAGCACAAUAUGCUAAGAUACUUCCAAAUGAUGCCCGAGCCAGAAGGCUUUUUGUAACGACUGGUGCACUCAAAAGGAUUCAAGAAAUCGAUACGGUACCUGGAACUUCUUUAAAGGAGUAUAUAAAUAUUAUUAACAGUUGCUUCCCAGAAGAAAUAGUAAGAUUUUACACACCAGGAUAUUCAGAUUCAUUAUUAGACAGAGUGGAAGCCUUUACACCACAGAUUCCAGAGUUAUUCACAGACAGGGUACCGAGCGACUGCCAGAGCGAAUUGACAAUGGAAAACACAAAUUAAAUUGUUAAUAUUUUAUUUUGUUCGAAUGUUAAGUCCUUCAACCGAUUUUCGAUAGUGUCCAAAUGGUUUUUUGAAUUUUAACUGAUCUCCCUCCAAUAGUCGUCGUAUCAAUUGCCAUAGAUUGGGUCGCAACUCUGUAACUGAUUUUCAUAUUCAAAUUAGAUAGUAUUAUACUUGCCGGCAAAUAAGUUUACUAGUGCCAAUAAGAAGCUAAGAUUUAGGGUAAUUUUCAGUCUAAAAGUCAGAAACGAGAUUUAUCGCAAAAUAUGACUUGUAUAUCAUAUAGAAUGUAUUGGUUUAUGACACAAUUAGCGCUACUCUCGACUCUGACACUCUUUAAUGAGAUUUAGCGCAAACUAUGACUCGUAUGUCAAAAUCGAAUACAUAUUUGACUUAAAAGUUAACGCUAAGUCUCGUUUCUGAAUUAACGACACCGGUCGGCCAAGUCGUGACUGAAUCUAAGAGUGAGGUAAAUAUUUUUAUUUGUAUCUCAUGUCACAAUCUCGUCUUGAGCGCUAACAAAUAUGCCAAACUUCACACUGAAAAAUGGUUGGACAGCUCUUGAAACUGGACUUAGUUUGAUUAACGUUCUAAAAUCGUCGGGAUUCUGAAUUUAUUACGCCGGACGUUUUUUAGCUUUUUUUUUACUAAAAGUGAUUUCCCUCUUCGCGUAAACUUUGCACUGCAACGCAAAUCUACG